This is a messenger RNA of Astrephomene gubernaculifera, 1748 nucleotides long. The record is from the annotation of a GenBank genome assembly. Lineage: Eukaryota; Viridiplantae; Chlorophyta; Chlorophyceae; Chlamydomonadales; Astrephomenaceae.
GAUCUUUAUGGUGUUACGGUAUACGCGUCUUAACUUUUGCGGUUCUUGCUUAUCAGAUUUCAUGCGCACUUGCACCCGGAUAAGCAAGCCGAUAGCUCGAUUUUAGAUUUUCCACUUCCUACACUUAAGACUCAUAUGUCCUAACGCAUCUACUACAAAGUUGGGGUCUUAGCGCCUUCCGCGUCGCCACCGCCCUGCUGGGCAUGGGCAGCACCAGCCCUGCAACCAGCUGCGCGGGGGCUUAAGGGGCAUUUGGGUUGCCUUAUACCUAGCGCUUGGUUUGUAGAUGGCCAGUUGAUGUGGCGGAUUCGGGGCCAUUGUCCCUUUCGCGGCUUGCGCUGCUAUUCAGCAAGACGUUCUAUUGUCAGAAAGGCUGUUAAGUCGCAGCUGCAGGACGGCCGGGUAGGAGCUGAGCAAGUCAGCGCUCAUGCAAACCACUCCUGGAGCGAUGUCGGACUUCACUCGUUACAGCACCUGCCCUCCCUCACACCGGGAGUCCAGCAUCGGGGGCCGCCAUGUACGAGCCCGAAUCCCGGAUCCAACGAUACUGAACCGGUAGCAUCCGUACAACAGGUAGAGCAGCAGCAGCAACCGGCGUCCCCCUACAGCAGUAGCAGCAGCAGCAGCAGCGAAUGCCGUCGCGGCGAUUGCGAGCCCAGCACCAGCGAUGCGCCCGCAGACGGCUGGUGGAAACCGGAGCAGGAGCUGAGUCCUCGCGAGCAGGCCGCCCUGAAUCGCCGCAUCAUGCUCUGUCGCAGCGUGGGUGAGAUGUCCGAGUUGGUGCGGUGCUACCGCCGCAGCAUGAACUACAUUCACACCUCGGCGGCCAUCGUCACACUCGCGCGGCUGAUCAGUGCGCCGGCCUCGUCCAAGCGGCAGCGGACGCAGCAGCAACAGCACAAGCAUGGGAGACCCCACCCGGGUUUCAAACCGCAGCCGCCGCAGCAGCAGCAAGCAGCAACCACCACAACAGCAGCAGCAGCAGCCUCGACUGCGGUGCAGCGACCAGGGCCCUUGGAGGCGGAGGCGGCAGCUGCGGAAGGAAGAAAAGGCGCUCCGCAGCAGCAACAGCAGCAACGGCAGCCGCAGUGCCGGCAACCUCAGCAGCCGCCGAUUGCCGGCACGCCAUCAGCCUCCCCAGCCUCCCCCUGCCCGCACCGCCUGCUCGCCGACCUCACCUCGCACUUCCUGGCGCAGCGCUUCAGCACCAAGUCCGCGCGCCAGUAUGCCAACGUGGUGUGGGCGCUGGGCUGCCUGCGCGCCGCCCUAGACCCCCAACAGGCUCCCCAGCAAUCCCCUCACCAACGCCCUCACCAGGCCGCCCAUCAAUCCCCGCACCCCCAGCAGCCCCAACCGUACCCCCAUCCACAGCUCCUGGACAGCACCGCCGCCGACCUGCUGGGCAGCGGCUACUACAAGCUGACCUCCGCCGCCCCCCAGGAGCUAUCCAACCUGGCGCUGGGCCUAGCCAAGCUGGGCUACCGGCAGGGGCCCCUGUGGGCCGCCCUCACAGCCGCGGCCCGGCGGCGCCUGCCGGCCUUCAAGCCGCAGGAGCUGCAUAACCUGGCUUGGGCGGUGGCGGCGGCGGGUCAGGACCGUGGCAUGGUGGCGGCGGUGGCGGCGGCGGCGCUGCCGCGACUGCGGGAGAUGAAUGGCUCGGGGCUGGCGAACCUGCUGUGGUCAUGUGCUACGGCGGAGUGCGGACCUGGGGAGGUGUUCCAGGCAGCGGCGGAGGUCAUGCUGGGGCG